Molecule: messenger RNA, 864 nt
Organism: Aspergillus uvarum CBS 121591
Lineage: Eukaryota; Fungi; Ascomycota; Eurotiomycetes; Eurotiales; Aspergillaceae
Product: putative NmrA-like family protein
Exons: 2
Coding region: 1-864 (287 amino acids)
Source: RefSeq, a predicted model, not a curated record
AUGGUCCAAUACCUCCUCACCGGCGUAACCGGCGGCCUGGGCGCCCACGUGCUCGAGUACUUCCUCGCGCACGUCGACCCGUCAACCUACGCCGUCGCCUCUUCCAACCCAGCCAAAGCCUCCAAAUUCACAGCCAAGGGCCUCGCCUUCCGGGCGGUCAACUACGACGACCCGAGCACGCUGGCCACGGCCUUUGAGGAGGUGGAGAAUUUGUUCUUCGUCAGCUCCAACACCUUCGACAACGAGCGGCGCCGGAGACAGCAUCAAGAUGUGGUGGAUGCCGCCAAGCGGGCGGGGGUGAAGCAUGUACGCACGCGGUUGUAUACUGAAGCCUUCCCCCUGUACUUCAACUGGUACCCCACCACGCAAACCAUCGUCCUGCCCCAGCCCACGCCAUCCACCACACCAUCCGAAACCCCCGCAAACACCCAACGAAUCACCUUCACCUCGCGCGAGGAACUCGGCCACGCCACCGCGCGCCUCCUCCUGCGGGGCGGGGGUAAUUUUCGCAACCAGAUCGUCGUGCUCAGCGCCCGAGAGACGCUGUCGUUCCGGCAGAUUGUGGAUCUGAUUAACCAGCACCACCAUGAUGGGAAGGAGGGGGUGAGGAUUGAGUUCGUACCGCCAGCCGAAUAUGUGGCCCGGAAUGCGGCGGCGGAUGAGGGCGGCAAGCCGGCGGGGUUCUUUGAGGCGAUGGUCUCGUGGCAUGAGGGGAUCGCCAAGGGGGAGGCGGUGGUCGAUGGGGAUGGGUUGAUGGCCGAGGUGCUGGGCAGGGAGCCGACGCGGGCGUCGGAGAGGAUUCGGGAGUUGUUGAGCGAGGCAAGGGCGGAAGGGGGGUAUACGUGGCAUCAGAAUUAUGCUUAA